AUUCCUUCAUAUAAAGACCAGCGGCCAGGCAUCUGGUUGCAGUGAUGGCAUCUGCGUGGUGGUCCUGCCUCUUCUUGGCCCUGCUCUCCUGCUUGGCGGCUGCUGGCUUCCCCAGAAGCCCCUCCAGACUGCUUGGGAAACGGAGCCUCCCGGAAGGGGUAGUCAAUGGCAUCGAGGUCUACAGCACCAAGGUCAGCUGCAAGGUCACCUCCCGCUUUGCUCACAAUGUUGUCACCACGAGGGCCGUCAACCGCGCCGACACUGCUAAGGAGGUUUCCUUCGAUGUGGAGCUGCCCAAGACGGCCUUCAUCACCAACUUCACCUUGACCAUCGAUGGUGUGACCUACCCUGGCAAUGUCAAGGAGAAGGAGGUUGCCAAGAAGCAGUAUGAGAAGGCUGUGUCCCAGGGCAAGACAGCUGGCUUGGUUAAGGCCUCUGGGAGGAAGCUAGAGAAAUUCACAGUCUCUGUUAAUGUGGCUGCAGGCAGCAAGGUGACGUUUGAGCUCACCUAUGAGGAGCUGCUGAAGAGGCACAAGGGCAAGUAUGAGAUGUACCUCAAGGUCAAGCCCAAGCAGCUGAUCAAGCACUUUGAGAUUGAGGCUGACAUCUUUGAGCCCCAGGGCAUCAGCACACUGGAUGCCGAGGCCACAUUCAUCACCAAUGACGUCCUGGCCUCUGCCCUCACCAAGUCCUUCUCCGGGAAAAAGGGGCGUGUGUCCUUCAAGCCCAGCUUGGACCAACAGCGUUCAUGCCCAAACUGCACAGACUCCCUCCUCGAUGGGGAUUUCACCAUCACCUACGAUGUGAACAGAGAGUCUCCUGGCAACGUGCAGGUCAUCAAUGGCUACUUUGUGCACUUCUUCGCACCUCAAGGCCUUCCAGUGGUGCCUAAGAAUGUCGUCUUCGUGAUUGAUAUCAGUGGCUCCAUGCAGGGUCGGAAAAUGCAGCAGACAAAGGACGCCCUCCUCAGAAUCCUGCAGGACGUGAAAGAGGAUGACUACCUGAAUUUCAUCCUGUUCAGUAGCGACGUGACCACUUGGAAAGAAAGUUUAGUUCAAGCCACUCCUCAAAACAUCCAGCUGGCCAAGGAAUUUGUAAAAAAUAUUAAGGUUGAAGGAGCUACCAACAUCAAUGAUGCACUACUGAGAGGCAUUGAAAUGCUGAAGAAGGCCCGGGAGGAGCACCUCAUCCCAGAGAGGAGCACCUCUAUCGUCAUCAUGCUGACGGACGGGGAUGCUAACACCGGCGAAAGCAGACCCGAAAAAAUUCAAGAAAAUGUGAAGAAAGCCAUUGACGGCGAGUUCCCCUUGUACAACCUGGGCUUUGGCAAAUACCUGAACUACAAUUUCCUGGAUAGCAUGGCCCUGGAGAACAACGGCUUUGCCCGGCGUAUUUAUGAGGAUUCUGACGCCGACUUGCAGCUGCAGGGCUUCUAUGAGGAGGUGGCCAGACCGCUGAUGACGGGCGUGGAGGUGGAAUAUCCUCACAACGACAUCCAGGACCUCACCCAGAACACUUACCAGCACUUCUACGACGGCUCUGAGAUCGUGGUGGCUGGCCAGCUGGUGGACAAGGACAUGAGCCACUUUAAGGCAGAUGUGAAGGGUCACGGGGCCUUGAAUGACCUGACCUUCACGGAGGAGGUGGACCUGGAGGAGAUGGAGAAGGCCCGGAAGGAGCAGGACUACAUCUUUGGGAACUAUAUCGAGCGGCUUUGGGCCUACCUCACCAUUGAGCAGCUGCUGGAUAAACGCAAGAACUCCCAUGGUGAAGAGAAGGAGAACCUCACGGCCCAGGCCCUAGAACUGUCACUCAAGUACCACUUUGUGACCCCACUGACCUCCAUGGUGGUGACCAAGCCAGAGGACAAUGAUGACCAGACAGCCAUUGCGGACAAGCCUGGGGAUGAUCCUUCGGCUUCAUCGGUGGUCCCUGUCAUGGCCUACCAGGUCAGCUACCAGCCUCCUCAAGUUACCUACGUGGAUGGGGACCCCCACUUCAUCAUCCAAGUGCCGGAGAAAGAUGACGCCAUCUGCUUCAACAUUGACGAAGACCCUGGCACGGUGUUGCGCCUUAUCCAAGACCCCGUCACAGGCCUCACGGUGAACGGACAGAUCAUUGGUGACAAGGCAGGCAGCCCCGACUCAAAGGCCAGAAAGACCUACUUCGGCAAGCUGGGUAUUGCCAACACUCAUGUGAGCUCCCGGAUCGAAGUGACACCGGAGAAGAUCACACUGUGGAAUGGGGACACCCCGAGCACUUUCAGCUGGCUGGACACGGUCACCCUCACGCAGGAUGGGCUGUCCGUGAAGAUCAACAAGAAGAAGAACAUGGUGAUCUCCUUUGGAGAUGGGGUGACCUUUGUGGUCAUCCUGCACGAGGUCUGGAAGAAGCAGCCUGCACACCACGACUUCCUGGGCUUCUACGUGGUAGAGGGUCACCGGAUGUCAGCACAGACACACGGGCUGCUGGGACAGUUCUUCCAUCCCUUCGACUAUGAAGUGUUUGACAUCCACCCAGGCUCCGACCCCACGAAGCCAGAUGCCACCAUGCUGGUGAAGAACCACCGACUGACAGUUACCAGAGGCUCCCAGAAAGACUACAGGAAGGAUGCCAGCGAUGGUAGGAAGGUCUCCUGCUGGUUCGUCCACAACAACGGGCAAGGACUGAUCGAUGGGGACCACAGAGACUACAUCGUCCCUGCCCUGUUCUGAGUAGUCACAGUGACUCCUGAAGACUCUCAGCUGGUCCAGUCUGCCUACAUCUGGGAUGGGCCCUGGGAGUGCUGGGCUGUGACAAUAAAACCUGAAGUGGAAACCAGA
Erinaceus europaeus (western European hedgehog) is the source of this 2822-nucleotide messenger RNA. RefSeq names its product inter-alpha-trypsin inhibitor heavy chain 3 (gene ITIH3). The transcript has 22 exons. Gene Ontology annotation, biological process: hyaluronan metabolic process. NCBI's taxonomy places the organism in Eukaryota, Metazoa, Chordata, Mammalia, Eulipotyphla, Erinaceidae. Gene Ontology annotation, molecular function: serine-type endopeptidase inhibitor activity. The coding region runs from base 45 to 2714 and encodes 889 amino acids. The record is from RefSeq and is a predicted model, not a curated record.